Messenger RNA from Chara braunii, 1337 nucleotides. Lineage: Eukaryota; Viridiplantae; Streptophyta; Charophyceae; Charales; Characeae. The record is from the annotation of a GenBank genome assembly.
UAGGACGUUCUUUCUUACCUCUGUCUAUGACAGCGAGGGGAAAAACUGGGUCAAGGAAGACAACAAGGUGUCUCUUGACCUUCGUAUCUUACAAGGCUACGGUGUCAAGGCUUUCUCGAUGAAAGCGUUUAACGUGCGUGGCGACGGCACUGAGUUCCGAAUGCUGGAUCCAAAAAAGUUCCUCUCCAAAACCAACGGUUGCCGCGUCACUGGCUCCCUGCCCGUCGUCGAGAGUGCUUUCCUGCUCAGCGGGUCUUUGGUCCAGUUCAACAUUCCAACGGACCAGCUGGCAGGUGUUGUAAUGCGAUACAGGGAACAAUUCACGAAGCUGCGUGUUGCCCAACAAGUGGACUGUGCUUUCGUGCCCAUUGACGCGGGUCCCAAACGACGCCAAGAUCCGCCGGCCACACUGGGUGCGAAGAGGAAGCAAUUGCCAACUCACCCUUCUUCAUCGAAUGCGUUUGCCCAGGCUCUUUCUGCUCCACUCCCGCCCUCACAUCAACAAGGUCAGGAUGCGGCCGAGCAGCCCAGCGAGGCCACAGACUACGACGACGCAGCUCUGCGCCACCGGGCUAAUCCCCAACAUCGUUCCCGGGGAGGUGCAGGUGCCUUCGACGAGGAGGAAUGCGAGGGCCAAGAGGGCCAAGAGGGGGAGGACGGUGGUGAGGAGGACGACGGGGGCAAUGAAGGAGAUGUGGAUGGUGAAGACAAUGACGUGGACAAUGAUAGAUACGUUGGUGGUGAGGAAGUCAAAGACAAUCGCUUCUACCAAUGCGAGCGUCGCCGCGACGUCAAUGAAACACAGACUUGCCGUGGGGAUGACGCAAACGACAUUGGUGAUGCGGACGACGCUGAUGGUCGACCUGCAACCUCCCAUGGAGUGUCGAAGUCACAUAACCAGGCGAAGGAUGAGAGAGACAAACAUGGCUCACAGGGAAAGAUAAAAAGGGGAGAAGUGUCGAUCUCUCGAAUGAGUCAAACGAAACAAGCGAGGAAUGACGCCAUCAAUGAGGCUCGUGGAGCUUUGACGGCAUCCUAGGAAAUGCAGGCUCCUCGAAAAACUGGCAGGGGGGGGCGAACUGGCAAUCAUGGUGACGGUCGUGACGGCUGUAGGAAAGACUCGCAGAGGGUCAAGCCACACGAACUGCGGGACUCGGGGGAUGAGGGCGAGGGGGUGGGGCCUCGCAUGCCCGAAGGUGUUGACGACCCGGUUCAGCACGCUACACCCCUCGACACGAAGCACUGUUUCUUUCUCGAAUACGACGAGCACGGCUUCGCCAGGCAACACGUCCAUGUUGUUAACGUCGACGUCACAAGAAUCAAACGCAUUCCCCGUG